AUGGCGGCCGGGCGAGCGUGUGCUCUUAGCGCGGUGCUUGUGGUGGUGGUGGCGCCGCUCCUCCUGGCCGGCGUGGCGGACGCCGACUGCUUCGACUACUGCUUCAAGGACUGCAUCGCCAAGGACAAGAACAUGAUCGACUACUGCAACUACGCCUGCGACAAGACCUGCUACACGGGCGCGCCCCAGCGGCCCUUGGCGGCGGCUGCCGCCCCCGGCGACAUGGGAUGCCAGCUCUCCUGCGCCAGGACUUCCUGCCACCGUCUUGAUCCAGACCGCGAGGCCGCUGAGGCCUGCUUCGGGCAGUGCUAUGACGGCUGCAAGACCAAGACUCUGCCGAGGCCUCUCCGCGCCGGCGCCGGGAUGCCCACCACGUUAGGCCCGGUGGUCGCCGACCUUCCUUCAUCCGAGCCGGACCCGGAUGAUGCGGUCCGUGCGUCGUCAGAGGCGCCCGAACAUCAGGCGAUGGGGCCACGUACACCGUUUUCGGAGAUCCACGCUGCUCCUCCGGCGUCUGCGUAA
Molecule: messenger RNA, 522 nt
Organism: Triticum turgidum subsp. durum (durum wheat)
Lineage: Eukaryota; Viridiplantae; Streptophyta; Magnoliopsida; Poales; Poaceae
Source: the annotation of a GenBank genome assembly